AUGGAAGCUAUGGACGAAGUGAAAAAAUUUAUUGAGACCGCGAAUGUGGCGGUUGAUCGUGUGAUUCAGGCAAGUAGUCCAACCCCGGGCUCUGAUAUCUAUAAGUCAGGUUAAGGAUGAAGUGCUCGGAAACUCGGAAAAGUUUGAAUACGACGAGCAAAUGCUGAAAUUGUUUAAGGCAGCAGACAAUACCUACAGACUGUGUGAACGACUGAAGUCCGGAAUCAACGCGUGGCUGAAUCCAAACCAGGGUAAGCCCUUGAUUGUACAGCAUAUUGCGUAGUCUUCAGUUUUAUUUCAUUAGUUGCCUCCUUUAAAUUUGGACAAACUUACUCUUAUUUGACAUGUUAUGUCCAGUUGCGUUUUCGAACUGAAGGUCAUUUCUAUAGCGUGAUUUUUGUUUCUAUAUACCACUACAGCACUCUUCAGAACGCUUAUAACUUCUAAAUUUUUAAAAGGCCCUUUAACAUGAUUUAUCACUUUGUCAUUUCUUUAAACUAUAUGGAGUCUAAGGGUGUGAAAUUGAUUCUUUCUCAGUUGAGCGGCUUCAGGAUAAACUGACCGAGAAGUUUCUAAGCGCCAAAACCUCCAGGCUGACUUCCUCGGGUCAGCUGGCCAACGACGAAUUGGAAAUCGUUCAGGAACUGUGUGAGGACAGCGGACUCGGUAAGACAUCCCGCAGUGCAUGUUUUAAGUUUGUAUGUGAGGCAUCACCCUUCUGGGUUUUAAGGAUCGUGUGUCUCUGCUAUGUCAUGAUUCAGCAAAUCAUGGUCCUCGCAGCCUGGUGUGUGUGUUCUGGCACCCGGUCCUUCCGGUAGACGCGCUUGCGCUUCUGCUGGGUAUACGGGUUUCUCAGUCAUCCUCCUCUUUCUAACCCGUUUGUUUUGCCGUUGGUUAAGAUCCUGGUAAAGUGUUUGUUGUGGUCCAAGGGGUGUCUGUCCGUUCACGCCAUCCACCUACGCCCUCCCGCACAUCCGGUCUUCCUGACUGUGUCUUGACACCAACUCCCGGUGGGGAGGAGGAGGAGGGAGUGAGGUAGAUUCUGCGCAAGUCCACUCUCAGUAGAAACUACUUCACGCGCCAGUCAUCGUGACUGCUUCACCUUGUUGUGGAGCACAUGGGAGACAUCGUUGGGCACGACUGUCGAACCGUCGUACAUGGUUAGAACUGUGUGUAUAUGGUUAACUUAAAGUUUGUUUGAGUCUGCUAUGCCAUGAUUCAGUAAACCAUGACCCUCGCAGCUUGGUGCGUGUUCUGGCAGUCCCCUGACACCUGGUUUCCUGCCGGUAAAUGCGCCUGUGAUCCCGCUGGGUAUACAGGCGGUGGACAUGGCUGCCCAGCCAGCCUGGUGUUGUUGGUUAAAAUCCUGGUUAAUUGCUUGUGUGAGCCAAGGGGUGCGAUGGUACGCUUAGUUGCGGGUCCGGCUGUGCCAGCUACCUGCGCCCUCCCCCACCUCUGGUCUUCUUGACUAUGUCUUGACACUGAAUCCAGGUGGGGGAGGAGGAGAGAGUGCGGUAGGUGCUGUGCAAGUCUACCUCCACUAUAAACAAAUUCACGCACAAGUCACCGUGUCUGCUAUAAUUUCGCUGUGGAGCACACGGUGGACAUCAUCGCAAAGACGGUCGAACUGUCAUGUAGUGCACCGUUUAGACAGUAAUUGCCCUACCUAAGAUAGAAGCAGGUAGUAUGUUAACAAAAAAUCUCGUAGCACUCAGCGCCUAUAUCGCGUCGUCACUGCACAGGUUCUUGUCCACAAUAAUUUCUAAACGAUCGAGAUUCAAUCUCCGUCGCUGGUGAAGAAAAUGGAUCGGACCGCACAGAUCCGUUGCAGCAGAUUGUCAUGCGUCGCGAGGAAAAAUUCGCGACAUCAUUGAGGCCGACUGGAUAAGGCAUGAUCGCAGUCCUUCCGGGUAUAAGUACUAGAAGUAAAAAUCUAUUCGCUGUCUUGUGACUGCUGGCCGUAAUCCGACAAAGAAAACUACUAUUCCAUGAAUUCCUAAAAAUCCAUCCGAGAAUCAGUUUAUGCGCCACAUAUACAGCGUAACCCAGAGGUGGACGAAGGAAAAAGCUGUGAUUUUCAAAUAAAGGUAGUCACAAUUAAAAUUCAUUUAACUGUCCAAGAAUAGAGCGCUAUGCGUAGCACGGAGGGAAAAUUUUGCCAAACGGCAUUGAUCAGAAAUGUCUUUGGCGUCUCAUGUAGCCUGCGCAAACGCACGUGACUACUCGACAGUCAACAAAUCGCUCUGCGCAUUUUCACGCGACCCUUUUUUUGCCGCAGCCUAUCUGACUCUUUUCUGUUUAGAGCUUAGACAGCAACCUUGGCGUGUAGAUCGAAUUCUGCUGUUCACGAAGCUCUCUCACUCAAGACGUCCUGUUCCUUUGAUUUAGAAACAAAUCAGUUUUGACAGUGUACUUCUUAUCGGAGGGGUAGUGUUAUGACUUGCUAUUCAUUGGCUUAGCUCAGAACAAAAUGCAUACUCUCACAUCGGCAUAUCUAACGGCAGCUUUUUGUGGUUCCUACUUAGCGGGGCAGUGGAUUUGUAACGACACUGCAGCAGGUGGUACGAGUCACCUGAAACAGCAUAAAAUAAAUCAUUUCGCCGAUGUUUUUAAUUUCACCACCUGGAGGUGGGCAGACUUGGACAGAUCACUGAUGUGUCAAAGGAGGAAGCGAGAAAGCGCGGAAACAAGACAGAUUCGGCUAGGUUCCCCUGCUGUGGAUAACAAACGUCCUGAACAUAGUUUACUUUCAUCAUAAUGGGCAAGCGAUGAAGACCAACAUUGUCCCGAAAGAUUGCGCAUGCAGUAGUUUAAAAUGAAAAAAACGUAAAUAGCAUCUAUACUCAGUGACCGCUCUCAUGAAAAGUUAACCAGAAUUCCGAGAUGUGUUUUCGAUUAGGAAGAAAUGCCUAAGUGGGGCAGUAAUAAUGGCUAUCUUAUGGCGCAGACUCGUAAUAUUUCAGACUCACCAGGAUGUGUGCUUUUAAAUAAGCCUAUUUUCAACCGUCUCCAAAAACUGCACUCAGCACAAGUGACUACAUAGGUAGUAUGCACAUUUAUAUUAUUUUUUUGACGCCAUCAACAAAUUUAAACUGUUGCGUGAAAGAUAUACAUACAUGUAUUGCUUUUGCACUCAUCUGGUGGCAAAUCAUUCCUUCACUAAAGUUUUUAUCCAAAGAAAGGGUAUGUUUUUAGUUUAAGAAAGGUUUUUUAUUCGUGAAUAAUGUUGAACUCUACCCGUCAGUGCACUUUUGUUUAGGGUUUUCAGUCUAUAAGCUUGAUACUUUCCAUAUAAAGACAAACACAUGUUCCUUUAUGCCACUAAGAAAAUAACGUAUGGGGCUCAUAAAAUGUUGCAACGGAUGCGGACUGUGUUGUAUACUUAACCGGUUGUAUUUUUGAACAGACUGAUACGAUGCAAUUCAAAUGCUCAUUGUACAGUCUUAAAAAUCACAUAAUCAGAAACUGUUUUAAAACCAAAGGCUACCAUUUAUUGGGACAUAAAUCUUAAAGGAGACAUAAUUGGCUACCGAAUAAGUACAGAAAACAAUGUUUUUAUGAAGGCUUUCUAUAAAAUACACUUGAAUUUAUAAGGCAUCCGAAUUCAAUAGAGAAAAUGGAUAUUAAUUAUGUAAUCAUUUUUUGCUGAGCGCGGUUUUCGCAGACGGCCGAGAGGAAGUUCAUUCAAAAGCUUACAUCUCGGCGUACCUGAAAUAUCACGGGGUUAUGCCACAGAAUGAUUAAUAUUACAGCCCCGUUUAAGCACUCCUUCCUGAUCGAGACCACAGUCACCGCUCCCUAAACGCACCAUGCUCCAGAGACAAGACAGAGUCGGAUCGACUGGAGAUGAGGGGCCCGUGAAUCUUAAUCUUUUUAAGCUUCCUUGAGGGACCCUUGUAUCUCCCGUACUUGGAGACUGUGAAGAUCACAUAUAGAAGGAUCUGUUGCAGUCUGAUCCCCAAAAUUGCGCAGAAUCGAGUUAUUCCUCCAUAUAGCAACUAUCCGGCUGCCAGCGCAUCGCAGAAGGCUCAAACGUGCUUGAUUUCUUUUACUGCGAAAUGCCAUGAGGAUGGAUUUGUUCGCAUGAUCAGCCUCACCCUUUUCUUCCUCUCCUAGGCACCACUGGCCAAUCCGAGCUUACCGGCUAGCUGGUGCUGAGAUUGUAAGCAGUAAGUCCUCCGUUGAUGGUGUGCCGUAUAGAAUUACGAUAGGACUACAGAAAUCACGCGGAAUCAGCACAGUCCAACCAAUCGGAUUCUCGUUUACAGCUAGUGCAUCAGCAAUGCGUCCCACUUGAAAGAUGAAUAAACACGCAUACAUGUACCAAGCACGACUUCUACCCCUACAGUCGCCUUUACUCGUCAUCCGCAGCCCGUUCGCCAACUGCAGACUGGUAUAUGAUAGGCUAUGGUGGGAGCGUGUUCAUCGAUCGAUUACGGGACGUGAUCGUCCUGUUAUGCGCUGGGACUCAGGCCAGAGUUCACGAGGGCAGUCGCAUAGUGGUAAUCAAGGUAUGCGUUCGACUCAGUGGCCAAAGAUCCUGGGUCCCAGCCGCACCGAACAUGGGGUUGGAUAUGGUUGCCUGAUGGUGGUUAAACAGUUAGAACUGGCCACCUCAGUCCGCUUGGGCUCUUUCGCUACUCCUUUCAAUUUAUGGCAGAAUUCCCAUUCACCGCUGCACCUAAUUACGAGUGACUAUACCGAAAUUUGGUGACCCGACGUGAUAAUGAAAAGCCAACCACCGGAGUUAAUUUAAGCCAAUUGUUAUGCAGUUCCCAUCUCGAAUUCCUGUCCCAAGCCCUCCGUGUCACCAUUUUGCCCAUGGAAUAAACGUGAUCUUCUACAUCUCGUCCAACCGAAAUGGUUGUUGCCGGCACAAAUCUGGUCGACAAGUCGAUGAGUGUAAAGUGAACCCGUAAGUAGACAUCACUGUCGAUAGUUAUCUCUUCUCUUUCCGGAUGCUUCUCUUUCAAUCGAUUCCAGUGAGCUCUAGGCAUUCGAGGUGCUCUGAAGUCUAUUCUGACUUUGAAGAUUUCACGACAGUAAACUCCCAUCGACGAAUUUGUCCGAGUCUGUAUUCACUGCGCUUCACCCACCUGCAUCUCUCCGAAGGCCGAGGCACUAGUUCGUCGGUCGGUUCGAGAAACAGACUAUCAGCAGCCCUCUCUGAGUAUGCCGACGUUGUCCAGCCUGUCGACCUCUUCACUCCGUUUGACGUUUAGGAUUGAAGGGGCUGGGGGCAUUCACUAUUAGUUAGGAUUUUGAUUCAGAAAAAUUAUAAGACGCUGGGUGACCUUGUUUCGUUUGCGUCCGAAGUUUAUAUCUUGCCCAAGCGGACGCAACCGUCCAGAUAAACAAAGUGCGCGUGAAGGUGAACGGCCAACCAAGUCAGUCGAUUAAUGGGUACUUUAAGCAGUUUGAAUUUGAGCGAAGAGUCGGUUCGUACCGCGCAGUGUAACCAGUGCCGAGGUGGCAUCACUUCAGAGUUUUUUUUUCGGAAUGAACGCCUUUCAUUACUGUCUCGUUUUUCACCGAUAAAAGCAACUUGGUUUUGCGACCGCGGUGGUUGGCUUACACCGCUUGACCUUGACCGCCCCGAUAGUGACACUAGUAGUGGCUGUGGUAAGGUAGCGUUGGUGCAACAGUGGUAUGCCAAAGUCAAAUGUCAUUCAUUUUCUUUGGAUGCGAGGAACGAUAUAUCAUGGCUCGUUGCGUACUCUAUUUCGUGCUCAGGUCUGCUGUCUUCUCCAUAUUUUGACUGAAAUCCAAUGAUUGUAGAUUGUAGUUCUUUCUUCCUAAUGAUAACGCACUACUGACCGUUCAAUGCGGUACCUCGACUGUCGUGACUGACAACGCUCACCGUGUGCUUCACAGCAGGAUGAGAACAGAGACGGUGGUUUGCGCGUGCUUCCUUUAUGGUGAUGGGCUUGCGCUGUAUCUACUGCACUCCCACCUCUUCCCCCACCUGGGUCCGGUGUCAAGACAUAGUCAAGGAGGCCGGAAAUGGGGGAGGGCGUAGGGGACUGACAUGGCGAAAACCUGCACCUAGGCGUACCACCACAGCCCUCGUCCACGACAUUAACUGACCAGCAUUUUAUACAACAGGAAAAGUCGGUAAGAUGAGACGGCUCUCAAUGAGUGCGGCCUGAGCCUGCACGUGGGCGUUCUGCCAUAGCCCCCAAUGUUGACUUUUGUUAUGGAUAUGUAUUCCAGAUAACGCCAAACGGACUCCGAUCUAGCCCCUGUGUUGGUCGUAGCCCGUUCCAAACUCAUCGUUCUAUGCAAAAACGUAAACAUGAUGGGUAACUGUAAAAUCCAUAUCAUGGUAAAUGCAUCACCAUUCAGACUUAUGUCUAUGAAAGUGGAUUUUUGGUUCAUCCGGAUGACGUUGGCAUAAAACUGAAGCUGUAGAUCAUUUGCGCACGCCAUCCAGCCCCUCAUACUAGUCCUUAUCAAGGUCAAAAGUUACCUCCUGAAGGUGGCGUCACUGACAGUGCAAUCUCAAGGUCCAAUCAACAGACAUGUCUUACUUUGAUGCGCCGUGGACUUUUAUGCUACACUAAAGCACAGUGAACUUACUCUACCGCUCUAAAUCCAGCCGUCAAGGGUGUCGGUUACACCCACGCCCUCUUUCCGUCUAAACUGCGGUACUUAAAUGCGGAUUUGUGGGGUACACCUCACAAAAGCAAUCAUGUGAUGCAUGAAAACGAAACCAUCGCCCAGGACCCGAUAGUUUAAUGCAAGUAAUUGUUGUGUUUCAAGUUGGUGGUGCACUCGGGGAGGACACAAAUCAUUAGGGGGUCGAUGCCUUGCGACAUGGUGCCCUUGCUUCCCGAAGUGAGUUUUGACGCAUUCGAGUGCUUCUCUUGACCCACCUAUGGGACACUCGGCGGCCUCCGUGGGAGUCGAACGCACGACUGCAAGGACAAGACUUGAACACAGUCAACGUUCCAAACACCCGAUCCAUGAAGCUACAGUUUGGUCGGAUACAUAGUUUAAAUCUUCCAAAAGCUAAUAAAUUAAGCGAGCCUGGUAGUUAUCUGGCGGAUUCUAAAUUGACUGCAUAGGAAAUCCAGCAUGGAUAGUCAGCUUUAUUUAACAACAUUGUUAGGUUUCAUAUGUUGUAAUAGGUUGGACGGGUAAAUUGACCCAAAUGUCAUUAAUCACACAGCCCUCGAUCGGGACCUCAUAGUUCAGGAGGUUUGAGCAUUGGGUGUAAUCAAGCCUUGUCCUUGCUGUCGUGGGUUUGAUUCCUACUGAAGUAGCUUGGUCUUUUGAGACUAGGUCAGUUGAACUACUCACAUCCGCGCUCAGCCCAUGUUUAAGGCAGUUCCUUGUUCAAGUGAAUUUACCAGUGUCUGAUCAGCUGGUGGGCAACCCUUCAGGCUUUGCAAACGAAGCUCGCGGGAUGAUCAGUACUUUAGGGACGACCGUCGGGUGUGUCUAUUUGUGUCCGUCUCCUUCCAAGGCCAUUCAAUUCACUAUCCGCGUCCUGCCCUGGGGAGGGGCGUGGGGUUCUGGUGAGUCGUCGACCCCGGCCACGGUACGGCUGUCGCGACCUUUGUCGGCGUUUUCGGGCUUCGAGCUCGUCUCCUCGGUGAAGUUGCCCAUUACUCGGCUGUUCUCAUAAAGCCGCGAAUUCUUGACGUAGCCGGAUGUGUCAGUUCAUCGAGUGGUCGUCCUACAGCCAGACCUUCCGUAGCUGUCCUCAGCAUGGUUGCGGCUUUCCCUCGUUGAGCAAUGUUUCCCCUGGGCUCCCAGUGGCCCGCUGACAGCGGAACACAAAAUCACCUCGUCGCCAACAGUCCUCUACUCACUGACCUCACACUUUCAAUCUCUGAGAAAAGCAAAAUGCCUAACACCAGAAUGCUCACGGCGAACCCUUAGGCACGCUGUUGCAUCAUGCGAAAGCACAGAAUCGGCGAAACUCAUGCCAGUGCUGGGAGCGUGACAAAUCACUAUUCGGCGAGGUUCGGUUCUGCAGCCCCACUUUUUGAUACCAUAUGGUUGGCUACUAAAACAAUUUUAGUAGGCGCGAUUACAGUGUCUUCGCAUAUUUCACGUGUUUACUAUUUUAAUCCAGCGAGUGACUGUGCCACAGGGGAGGAGUUUUUAUACGCCAGUCGCGGCUACAACAGGUAUCAGUACACACGCGCUUCCCUGCGCGUGCUUCGACCCCUGCUUGCGCCCUCUCUAUUAUCUCAAUCCAGCGAGUGGCUAAGUAAGCUCGCUAAUGUCAUCGUUUCGGUGGUAUGCAACUCCAUCGGUUCCGCUAUAGCGUCCACGCACUGCGAAGUAACGCGUGGGCCCCUUUAUGGCCUUCCAGUUGUGAUCGCACCCAUCUUAUCCUCUUGAUCCAGCGAGUGGCUGUGUCGGUUAUACCAAACAUCGGUUCAUAUGCACCUCCCUGCGCGUGUUUCCAGCUCCGCUUGUUCUCUCUUUCUCUUCCUAAUCCAGCGAAUGGCUAAGUUAGGUAUGUUAACUAAAAUUGCUUUAGGAAGCUAACCAUUCAGUGAAUGACCGAUCUCAUGAAAUGUUGGCUGAAAUUCUGAACUGCGUCUUCGAUUAGGGAGGAUUACCUAGGCGCGGUUGUAAUACUGAAUGUCUUACGGCAUAAUUUUAUAAUAAUUUGGACUCGACAGGAUGUCAGCUUUAAAAUACACUUCUUUUUAAUCUCCUGUUGAAACUGCACUCGGCAAAAAAUGACUACUUUAGAAGCAUGCUUUUUUUCCCAUUGAUUUUCGUUGGCCGUGCAAAUUCAAGUAUAUGCUAUAGAAACCAUAAACAAAAUAUGCUUUUUCUUAUUCAUUUGAUAGAGAACUCCGUCUUCUUUAUAUUUUAUACUCGAAGAAGGAGUAUAAUUAGGUUUUGAAAAAGUUUUUUAAUUGCCAAAUAAUUUGGAGCCUGAUCAUUUGUUGCACAAGCGCUCAGCGAUUUCAGUCUACAAGGUGCAUGCGUUCCGCGUAAAGAAAAUCACGUAUUUUCCUAUGCCCUUAUAAAGAUGUCAAACAGAGUCCAUUAAAUUUUGCAAUGAAUGCGGACUAUGUUGUACAUUUCAUGAGGAGUUGUGGUAAGCGGACAGGUACGAUGCUAUCUGAAUGGACACUGCGCGGCCUUGAAAAAUCUCCUAAUUAGAGACUUUUUAAAACCUAAUUAUACUCCUUCGUCAAGCAUAAAAUAUAAAGAUGAUGUAAUUAUCUAUCAAACGACUACUGACUGUCUGUUGGCAGAAGGUGAAUAUUUCACAAUUAUUACGCUAUGACUGACAAAUGUCAACCCAAAUAUUCACAUAAACUCUUGGAUUGCACGUUAGACGGUUUGUGCUGAAAACCAUACUCCAAUAUUUCCCUCAAAUUCCCGUGGAAUUUAAAAAACCUGGCAUAAGUCAUAAUUCUCUCCGCAAUGUUAGGCAUGGGCGGACAUCCCUCAAAUCUCUCUCUACUCCAUCCCUUGUGAUUGGUUGUUUUCUUGCAUUUUACUGCUCUGCCGCGGCAUUUCAUUGCACAGAAUUUAUGAUUACUAAUGCGGAACGUAUGGUGACCGAUUUUGAUUUCUUUUAAAUUGUUAUAAAUCCAACUUAUUCAGAAUGAACUAUUUUUUCCUCAAAAUCACCAGCCCUUAUCCUCUCGACGUACUCGGCUGCGCUAACCGAGAUAGGCAAAUCAGAGCAGUCCUUCGUUUCGGAAGCACAAAAUGGAAUUUUGACAACUCUGAAUACCUUUAUUAAAAAGCAGUGGCCAGAAAUUCAGGUUAGUCAAAUUACUGAGAUUAAACCCACAUGUCUUUUCAAUUAUCUUACGAAAAACGCUUUACCUGGAGUGCAUCAUUGUGUUUGACAUACCCGGAGCAGUCGCUUUAAUGUCGCGUUAAGCACUGUUCGUAACCGGUAUAAAGAAUGACCCCACUUAAUUGUCCGUAGACUGCGGAUCGUGCCAUAAGUGAUGUAUGA
Molecule: messenger RNA, 9949 nt
Organism: Spirometra erinaceieuropaei
Lineage: Eukaryota; Metazoa; Platyhelminthes; Cestoda; Diphyllobothriidea; Diphyllobothriidae
Source: the annotation of a GenBank genome assembly